Messenger RNA from Diaporthe amygdali, 1407 nucleotides. RefSeq names its product 3-methyl-2-oxobutanoate dehydrogenase lipoamide kinase. The coding region runs from base 1 to 1407 and encodes 468 amino acids. The record is from RefSeq and is a predicted model, not a curated record. The transcript is spliced from 4 exons. Gene Ontology annotation, cellular component: mitochondrion. Gene Ontology annotation, molecular function: pyruvate dehydrogenase (acetyl-transferring) kinase activity. NCBI's taxonomy places the organism in Eukaryota, Fungi, Ascomycota, Sordariomycetes, Diaporthales, Diaporthaceae. Gene Ontology annotation, biological process: protein phosphorylation; regulation of glucose metabolic process.
AUGCCCCUGCCCACCGCUUUCAACCACCUGCAAGCUCCCGAUGAGCAACUCCAUGAGAGCUCACCGCCCUCUUCAGUCGUCUGCAAUGCCGCCAUGAAUUUUCUCAGGCACGCGAGCUUCCCUCAUCACGAUGACCAGGUCCCUCGCCUGGCAAAGCAGCCUCUUCACCAGUUGAGCCUCGCAGACCUCGUCAAACACGGCCGCCCACCCCUCUCAGCAGAGGCCCUCCUCUCGUCCGCCCGCUUCACGCUCUCCCUGCUGCCCAUCCGCCUCGCCCAUCGCAUCCAGGCCCUGCGCAACCUGCCCUACAUCGUCGUGUCCAACAGCCACAUCACCAAGAUCUACAACAACUACCAGCACUCGCUCUCCACCCUGCUCCCGUGGCUCGAGGACUCUCCGAACAGCAAGCACACCCUCUCCACGCUCGACGAUGAGAUCCGCUUCACCGAGGUCCUGGCCGAGCUGGUCCACACCCACACCGACACAAUCCCCAUCCUAGCCCAGGGCUUCCUCGAGUGCAGGCGGUACAUAAGCCCUGGCGAGGUCACGCGCUUCCUGGACGAGCACCUGCGUGCGCGCAUCGGUACCAGGCUCAUCGCCGAGCAGCACAUAGCGCUGCACUUCUCGUCCAAGCCGCACUUCGACCCGGGCGCCUCGCCCACCCCCUGCACCGACCACCCCUCCUUCAUCGGCGUCAUUGACACCGCCCUACGGCCCGCCGGCGUCAUCGACUCGUGCGGCGAGUUCGUCGCCGACAUCUGCGAGCUCAAGUACGGCGUCCGCCCUCGCUGGGAGAUCGACGGCGACCCGGACACCACCUUCGCCUUCGUGCCCAACCACCUCGAGUACAUCGUCACCGAGCUGCUCAAGAACGCCUUCCGCGCAACCGUCGAGAGCGGCAUGACCCGCGAGCCCGUCGUCAUCACCAUCGCCCCGGAGCCGCCCACCGGCAACCCGCCGCAGCCGCCGUCGUCAACCCCGCCGCCCAGGCACCACCAGGGCAGGCCGAGGCGCGAGGGCGGCUCCUCCACCAGCGACGCCAUACGGCCCCUCGACGACAACGCCCCCGGCGUGACCAUCCGCAUCCGCGACCGCGGCGGCGGCAUCGGCCCGGAGAUCCUGCCCAACAUAUGGUCGUACUCGUUCACGACCAUGUCCGAGGACGACGACGUGCCCGGCAAUAGCGGCGGCGGCGGCAGCAGCAUCAACAGCAGCAGCAGCAUCGACGCUCUGAACGUCAUCUCUAGCUCUAGCAAUGGCGGCAGCUCCAUCGCGGGGCUGGGGUACGGGCUGCCGCUGGGGCGGGCUUACGCAGAGUACUUUGGCGGCGGCGUGGCCGUGCAGAGCUUGUAUGGCUGGGGGACGGAUGUAUAUCUCAGGCUCAAGGGCGUCGGGAGAAUAGAGUGA